Molecule: messenger RNA, 1812 nt
Organism: Funneliformis caledonium
Lineage: Eukaryota; Fungi; Glomeromycota; Glomeromycetes; Glomerales; Glomeraceae
Source: the annotation of a GenBank genome assembly
AUGAAAUUCGGCAAGAGUUUAGGACGAACUAUUGAGGACAUUCCUUCCGAAUGGAGACCUUUCGUCAUUCAGUACAAAACGUUAAAGAGAUGUAUUCAUAAAAUCGUUCAAGAACUAAACGAUAAAGGAAUUUCUCGAAACGUUCUCAAAACCAUGCUGGAUGCUGCGGAAGGGUACAAAAUGGAAUACUCCUUUGAAGCCAAUCCAAUUCAAAUUCGACCCUAUAUUAUUCUAAACUUGGAUGCUCAUGAACAUUCUCCUGAUAUUCAACAUAUUCUCGAAACCACUCACACCGAGUUCACAACAUGUGAUUCUGGUUCCGUGUCGUCAUUACUUUCCUUGCGCACAACCGAUUCAAAUGAUACGGAAACUAAUUCUGACCCACAUGAUUACGUUACGGACGUCAUUUCUAGCGAUUCCAUUAGUCCACAUCCCGAAUCAAUUGAUCAAUCGCGCAGAAUAACGUAUAUUAAACUUGAAACCGAUGGCGAAUUUUUCAAUACGCUAUUAGAAGAAAUCUCGCAAUUUAAACACCUACAGCAACAAAAACAAGAUGAAUUUGUAAAUAAUAUGGAUCGAUUGCGUGAACUGUUGAUCAAUGUGGCAGAAAUUUUUGUUGGGAACACUGAAUCAGAUCGUAAUGAACGUAGCUGCAAAAACGCUCAAGAUCAAUUCAAAUGGUUUGUCGACGAAUUGUUUAGAACUGAAUUGACUAGUAAAUUCAAAUUAAAUUCCUCACGAGAAGCCUUUCACGAAUUUUUAAGAAUAAAUAAUGAUUUGAUCGCUAUGAAACAUUUUCAAUCUCUCAACGAAACCGCCAUGUCUAAGAUCCUUAAAAAACACGAUAAACAAACGUGUUUAGCUGCCAGUCCUAGCUUUGAAAAGUUAUUGGAGAACGAUCCAUAUAUUAUCAAAAAUAUGUUUAAAUCUCUGUGUUUUACAAUGAAUAAUCAAUUAUCGACAGUUAUUCCACAACCUGAAGAUCAUACUUGUCCGAUUUGCACUUUAAUUUAUUGGAAACCAAUUCGAUUAAGUUGUGGACACGUAUUUUGUAUAAAUUGUCUUAUUAAAGCUGAACGUAAAGGAAUGCGCAAUUGUCCAAUUUGUCGAUCCAGAGAUUCUAUUUAUAAUGCAAACGCAAGCAAUUUAGAUAAGCCUUUACGGAAUUUUUUAAAACUAUAUUUCCCAAAAGAAGUUAAAGCCAAACAAGCAGAGGUUGAUAAAGAAGCAGCUAAAGAGGAAAUGGAUAUGCUAGCAAGAUGUCAAUUUAUUACAUGUGGUUCUGCAGUCAAAAUGACACAUAGCCCCUCUAAUUAUAAAUUACAUUCGCAUGCUAUAGCAUAUGGUAGUGGAUCAGGACAACAAAGUGUUACGGGACUUCUAAAUGCCGACGAUCCAGAUUCACUUUGGAUUGUAAAAGGAGCUCAUGGUGCAUCAUGUCUAAGAGGAGAACCAAUUAAAUGCGGGUCAAUUAUCAGGUUACAGCAUUCAGGUACUGGUAAAUUUUUACACAGUCAUUAUCACCAUUCGCCAAUAUCACAACAACAAGAAGUUAGCGCAUUUGAAGGAUUUGAUACAGGAGAUAAUUGGAAAUUAACCUGUUUAAAUAAAUCUUCAAUAUAUUGGUUAAGAGAACAAAAAGUUCAAUUUAUGCAUUUAGAAACCUCUUCAUAUUUAUCAGCUAAUAAAGAAUAUAUAUAUAAUAAACCUAUUCAUGGACAAAUUGAAGUUUCUGCUAGCAAAAGAUUAGGUCAAGAUACCGAAUGGAUCGCUCAAGAAGGAAUCUAUUUUGUUGAUAGAAAUCUUUUAUAA